AUGGAGGACGUACAUGACAGUAGCAUUACCGAUGGCCGGGCAUCGCUGAGCGCAGUCGGCCCCAAGAUAAAUGUGAUGGGCAGUCCGAGCACACUUGCGACCGAGACCACUCUGGGACCGAGCGAGCCGGUGUUCAAAGAGUUUUCCCAGGAGGAAGACGAAAAGCUGCUUGCAGACUAUCUACCGUUGUUUGGCAACCAGCAGCAAGUGGCUCACCGCGUGUUCCACUGGGAGAUCGACAGCUGGGCUGGCCUUUCCAGCACCGCGCACAGCCCGCCAUUUAUGAUUGCCCAGAACAAGUUCCAGAUACACCUGGAGCCAAACACGGCCGAGCCGCACACACUGUUCCGUCUAGCCUGCGAGCCAGCAGACAAUGACGAGCUCUGCGUAUACUAUUGUCUGGCAAUUUCCAAUGCCGAGUGUCCAGAGGUCUGCUGGAAGCGAGCCAUCCAGCACAGAUACAUGGCAGAGACAAUGGCGCAGGGCUCGCAAGAGAUCGUAGAACACAGCCUGCUGACUGACGCAAUGCCGGACUAUGGACGCCCGGUGAUUGAAAACGACUACGUCCGAAUUAGCGUCUACAUCCGAAUCAUCAAGGACAGGGCGACAGAGCCGGAGCCGGAGUCGGAGCCCAUGCCAGCAAGACAGUACCAGCGCACGCAGGCCGUUCGCAAAAGCAUCAUGCGCACGAAGCAUAUCAACUCAGUGUACAGUCCGCCGCACCCGCCACCACCGCAGAUGAUCCGCGUGCGCAUUAUCACCGACCAGCACACGCGCGACCACCAGGAGUUCGACAUUUUCGACUUUGAUUCCCCGGACGGCUUCGAGAUGCUGCUGCCGCGCACGCACCAAGUCUCGGAGCUUCUGGACACGUACAGGAGCCGCACAGAGGCCGUGGGCCAGAUGGAUCUGUGGAUCCUGAACCGGCGAGACACCGGCACGUUGCGCUGCAGCCACCCGAUAGAGGUAUCUGCUGAGGCCACCCUGGGCGACCUGGUCGACAUGCACUCGUUCAGCUCAGACCUCGCCUACUUUUACUGCGAGCGCCACACCCCCGGCCUUGCCAAGCCCGGCCUGACCAACCUCAUCCAUAUUAAAUUCUACGACGCUGCCGCAGACAAAAUGGUCGGCCUGGGCCAUCUCCGGCUGUCGUUUUUCAAAAAAACUGCGGCUCAUGUUCCCCGAGCUCUGCAAGAUCGCCAAGCUGCCGCACGGCACCCAGCUGCUGCUGUUCGAGGAGGUCAGGCCGGGCGAGAUCAGGAAGCUCGAUAG
Linderina pennispora is the source of this 1272-nucleotide messenger RNA. RefSeq lists its product as uncharacterized. The coding region runs from base 1 to 1272 and encodes 423 amino acids. Gene Ontology annotation, molecular function: protein binding. NCBI's taxonomy places the organism in Eukaryota, Fungi, Kickxellomycota, Kickxellomycetes, Kickxellales, Kickxellaceae. The transcript has 2 exons. The record is from RefSeq and is a predicted model, not a curated record.